CAAUAAAAAAAAUAUAUAUUGUUAAAUGGGUGAGUCCAGAUCUACCAUGUGCGCAUGUGCAGUGGAUGUCAAGACUAAGCAGAAAGCAGAGGAAUCUGACGUACCACUUUAACUUGGCGACCUUUGGAGAGCUCUUCCUUCACUGCUUCAGUAGUUUUUAGUAUACUUUACACACUAAAUGAACAUGGCAGCUGAAAAACUCAGGAAAGAAGAAACUCUUGCAAUGAGGAGGAGAUUAAUCGGGCAGUCAUGUAGACUAUUUUAUUCAGACGAGCCUGUGAAAAUAGUGAGAGCAAGAGGACAAUAUCUAUUUGAUGAAAAUGGCAUGCAAUAUCUGGACUGCAUCAGCAACGUUCACCAUGUGGGCCACUGUCACCCCAGCAUUACAAAGGCUGCAGCUGCACAGAUGGACCUCCUGAACACAAAUACACGAUUCCUGCACGACAACAUAGUCAUGUAUGCAGACCGGCUGGCUGCCAGCCUGCCUGAGAAACUGAGUGUCUUCUACUUUGUUAACUCUGGGUCAGAGGCCAAUGAUCUCGCCCUACGCUUGGCACAGCAGUACACCCAACAUGAGGAUGUCGUUGUGCUUGACCAUGCAUACCACGGGCAUCUAAUGUCCCUCAUCGACAUUAGUCCUUACAAGUUCCGGAAACUGGCGGGACAGAAAGAAUGGGUUCAUGUGGCGCCCUUACCAGACACCUACAGAGGCAUAUACACAGAGGAUCACCCCAACCCGGGCCAAGCAUACGCAGAUGCAGUAAAAGACGUAAUAGAGGAGGUGCACAGGAAAGGUCGUAAGAUCUCUGCCUUCUUUGCCGAAUCAUUGCCAAGUGUUGGAGGACAAAUCAUCUUGCCCCAAGGAUACUCAGCUAAAGUUGCAGAAUACGUGCGCUCUGCUGGUGGAGUGUUUGUGGCAGACGAGGUGCAGACGGGUUUCGGACGCGUGGGGAGUCACUUCUGGGCGUUCCAGCUGCAGGGGGAGGGUUUCUGUCCCGACAUAGUGACCAUGGGUAAACCGAUGGGCAACGGGCAUCCCCUGGCGUGUGUGGCGACCACCGCAGAGAUAGCCGGAGCUUUCACAGCCAAUGGAGUGGAGUACUUCAAUACGUUCGGAGGGAAUCCAGUGUCCUGUGCAAUUGGCCUGGCACUACUUGACGUGAUAGAGAAAGAGGACCUGAGAGGAAACGCCACCAGGGUGGGAGCACAUCUUAAAGGUUUGCUCACAAAGAUGCAAACACGGCAUCAAAUAAUCGGCGAUGUCAGAGGCAUAGGACUGUUUGUGGGUCUCGAGCUGGUUACAGACCGAGAGCAGAAGACUCCGGCCACAGAGACAGCAGCUCGGGUGGUGAAGAGGUUAAAGGAGGAGGAUAAAAUCUGUGUCAGCACAGACGGCCCCUGGGAAAACGUGGUGAAGUUUAAACCUCCCAUGUGUUUCAGUAUGGAGGACGCUGACCUGGUGGUACAAUGUAUAGACCGCAUCCUCACAGACAUGGAAGCCAGUGACAUUUAAAACUGGAAAAGGAAGACAUCUAAGGUGUUCAGUGCCUUUUUAAAAGGAAUCACUUCAGUAAAAUGAGGAGAUGCAGUCGCCUCACUGAUGAAAGACCAAUACACAAGAUGCUAACGUGACACUAAUGAACUCCCACAAGGAGUUAUUUUUAUCAAGAAACUAAUAAAGCAUUUGUUUUUUUAAACAAUAGUGACUCUUACUUUCUUUUACCCACAGCAGCAUGAUUUGAAAUGAUAAUUAGUCCCACCAUACAACACUGAUCGGCAACAUGUUCUCAAUACACAGUAUGGUUGAGGUAAGCACUUACCAGACCACCUAUCUUUAUAACUCCUGGUCAUAUUCAUUAAAAACGCUCAAGUACCGCAGUUUUCACAUCUAGUGGGGUGGGUAUUAACACUCAGCCAGUUAUCCUGCCGGUAGUGAUGCCCUCUCCCACAGCUUCCAAAGCUGGCAUCCGUAGAGGUGUUAACAUUACUCUCAAGACAAAAAACAAGCAAGCCAUUUAACAGUACAAAACAUUUAACAUUAACUUUACAAAAUAAUAACAAAAGGAUCCGUGUGUAAUAUAAACCAAAAGUUUAUUUCUACCAAUUUGCCCAAGACACUAGAGGAAUGAGUUUCCAGUGAGAGAGGGAGUACCCUCUUACAUUAACAGGCUUGCGUUCAGUUGAAUAACACUAGUAAAGCCACUUAAAAUUGCAGACAUGAUGGGGGAAGAAUCUCCUUAAAAGCUUAAAGAAAAAAAAAAAA
Molecule: messenger RNA, 2263 nt
Organism: Sebastes umbrosus (honeycomb rockfish)
Lineage: Eukaryota; Metazoa; Chordata; Actinopteri; Perciformes; Sebastidae
Gene: phykpl
Product: 5-phosphohydroxy-L-lysine phospho-lyase
Exons: 13
Coding region: 179-1513 (444 amino acids)
Cellular component (GO): mitochondrion
Molecular function (GO): transaminase activity; pyridoxal phosphate binding
Source: RefSeq, a predicted model, not a curated record